Tuber melanosporum (Perigord truffle) is the source of this 2326-nucleotide messenger RNA. RefSeq lists its product as uncharacterized. The transcript is spliced from 3 exons. Gene Ontology annotation, molecular function: ubiquitin protein ligase activity; zinc ion binding. Gene Ontology annotation, cellular component: cytoplasm. The coding region runs from base 581 to 2326 and encodes 581 amino acids. The record is from RefSeq and is a predicted model, not a curated record. Lineage: Eukaryota; Fungi; Ascomycota; Pezizomycetes; Pezizales; Tuberaceae. Gene Ontology annotation, biological process: protein ubiquitination; Ras protein signal transduction.
GGCAGGGGUAUCAUACCGGUAUCAUAUCAUAUCUCCAGCAUUCAUUCGUCUUAAUCAUAGACUACUUUCACUCCAACCUCCUACUCGCGCAAGACCCUUUUUAUCCCACACCCCUACUCCCUCCGGACUUGAAGCACACAUCUCUUUUGUAUGGUUGGGUUUAUAGCUUCUUUACGAAUGAUACUCUCCACCACCACCACACCGUUUGUGUGAACUCUGGGUUCCACUUCGCUCCCCUCCAAUGCCAGGCUACUUUUAUCAUUUGUUCUUUGAUCUUUUUCCUCCUACCUUCCCAGCCGUUAGAUCACUUCCUGAUCUCAAACAUCUUUCUGACUCUCAGUUAUCGCAACUCUCGGCUUGGAUACCACCUCCGGGGACGAGCAUCUUUGAUACCAUCCUACCCUCCCACACAGCGUCGCAUACUCCACCCUUUCACGAACUCGAGGAGCUUGCUACAGACAGAAAGGGGAUAAAGAAGAGCAAAGCCCGGGAAUCCCCUACCUUUGGUUCGGAAGCCUUUACUACACAUUUGCCCCAUCUCGACUGGCGUUUCGGCCGUGUAUCGGUUGAGUCUAUAGAUAUGGCUCUUGAGGACCGUUUGGUGGUUCACAGGAACUCUUCGGGCAUGGAGGGGUCUAAAAAUGGCGAAAGACGACCCUCACGAGCCUCAGAAUCCUUUACCGGAGGUGCUGCCUCAAAGGCUCAGUUCAUCCCCUUAGAAAUGAAAAACACUGAGUUUGGCUAUGGAGUUGUUCAUCUCUAUCGCGAUGUCUUCGAAACUCCUGGACUCUAUCCUCUAUCAUCCAAUGUUGAAACAGUUAACAAGGUUCCGGGAAAUCUUCAUGGCGAAAUCGAUGAGGCUUUAACCACCAUAGCUGUCCUCGCAGUUCCUUCCUAUAUGACCGCAUCAGACUUUAUGGGGUUUGUGGGGGAAGAAACUCGUGACGCGGUUAGCCAUUUUAGAAUGAUCAGGACGGGUCAGGCAAAUAGAUAUAUGGUUCUCAUGAAGUUUAGACGACAGGAAGCUGCUAGGGGAUUUGUGGGCAGCUUUAAUGGAAAAGUGUUCAACAGUAUGGAGCCGGAAAAUUGCCACGUCGUUUUCGUGAAAUCAAUUCAAUUUCAACCCCCUACACCAGAGGACUCUUCUGUCAUUUCUCCUGAGCCUUCCACGGAUCCAUUUUCUGCCUCUCACUAUCCCACAUCUCCGAUAUCUACUGCCACUUCUGUAGCAGCAUCGUCAUCUUCUGUGCCCGUGGCAACCAAUCUAUCGACAAAACCAGCGCCACCCCCGACCCCGUCGCUUUUAGAGUUGCCAACAUGCCCAGUGUGUCUGGAGCGUAUGGACGAGACCACUGGACUAUUGACCAUUCUGUGCCAGCACGUCUUCCACUGCGCCUGUCUCAGUAAAUGGAAGGAUAGCAGUUGCCCAGUUUGUCGUUAUACACAGAGCGAUGGUUUCCGCGAGAGGGAAACAGGGAGUAGUGAUGAAGAUGAGUACUGCGAGGUUUGUGGAGCUAACAGCAACCUAUGGAUCUGUCUUAUAUGCGGAAACGUUGGUUGUGGUCGCUAUGAUGAGGCGCAUGCGUUCGAGCAUUACAAAGAUACCUCACAUUGUUAUGCCAUGGAUAUCGAGACACAACGUGUCUGGGACUAUGCAGGCGAUGGAUAUGUCCAUAGAUUAAUCCAAAACAAGUCGGAUGGGAAGUUAGUUGAAUUGCCAUCAACGUUGUCGGAUUCCCGAAACCCUGAACGUCACACCGAUGGAGAUUGUGUUCCCCGUGAGAAACUAGAUAACAUCGGUAUGGAAUAUACUUACCUUCUCACGAGUCAGCUCGAUAGUCAGCGGCUUUAUUUUGAGGAAAAGGUCACACAAGCGGCAGACAAGGCUUCAAAAGCCACUCAUGCCGCAGAGAAAGCAACCGUGGAGUCCCGAGAAUUGAUGAAGGAAAUGAAGGGGCUCCGUAGCAAAUUUGUCGAGCUAAACACGGAAGUGUUGCCCACCUUAGAAAAGGCCAAGGAGCGAGCCGAGAGGAAGGCCGAGAAAUGGGCAGACAUGGCCAGAAGGAUGGAAAAGGAGUGGAAGGAGGAGAAGGGCGUCAAUAACGGUUUGAUGGAACGGAUCGAAUUUCUAACGAAAGAUUCAGAGUUGAGGAGGAAAGAAAAUGAAGACCUCAAGGAACAGAUACGCGACUUGAUGUUUUUCGUUGAGGCCAGGGAAAAGAUUAAGGACAAAGGGGAGGAGGUUAUGGAGGGCACUGUUACAGUUGGCGAUGCGCCUCCACCGCCACAGCCAAAGAGAGGGAGGAAAGGAAAGGGAAAGAGAUAG